Molecule: messenger RNA, 2919 nt
Organism: Arxiozyma heterogenica
Lineage: Eukaryota; Fungi; Ascomycota; Saccharomycetes; Saccharomycetales; Saccharomycetaceae
Gene: SMY2
Product: Smy2p
Exons: 1
Coding region: 1-2919 (972 amino acids)
Cellular component (GO): cytosol
Molecular function (GO): protein binding
Source: RefSeq, a predicted model, not a curated record
AUGAACCUCGCCUCCCAAUCAGAUAUGGCUUCCGCAGGUAGUAGGAAUAAUGAUUUUAUUCCCAGAGCCCCAUUGAAUAGACAUAACUCUUCGUUGAUGGAUGUUAUUGGUAUUGGUAAUAAAACUAAUAAUAACAGUAGCACAAACUUAGCAAUGAAUAACUUUACAGUUGUAACUGAUCCAUUAACUGCUACCACAACAAGUAGACUAAUGAAUGUUGGGGGCAUUCAAAGAAUGGAUUCUCCAUUCCAACCUGAUCUAACGUUAAACCCUCCUUUACAACGAACCACCUCUAUAUUUAACGAUACAAGUACUAUCACACCCACUACUACCAAUACUGAUUUAAAUGACUUUCUUAAUCCUCUGAGUCCAAGCACUUCUAAUGCUGUUUCUACUAUAGCUCCUAUAUCUUCCACUAUCCAAAAUAUGGCUACGUCGAAUGUUUCAACGUUCACGCCAAAUGGUGUUCCAAUGGCCCCACCUGGUCUUAUUAAUCUUUAUGUAUCUCAAUGGAAAUAUGUAGAUUAUCAAGAUGAACAACAAGGCCCAUUUCCCUCUACUAUGAUGUCCCAAUGGUACCAUAACAACUAUUUCCAGUUGAAUUUACAAUUGUUGAUUGUUGACCCAAAUAAUAACAACAACAACACUAAUUCUAACACAAAUAAUCAGGAUACUUCCAAAACUUUAACUAUUGAUCCAUUACAAAUUCACAAUAAAUUUAUUACCUUGAAUGAGUUGAUUUUAAAAGUAGGUAAUGCAAUUGAUCCCUUUGCUACAUACGAUUCCAUCAUAAAUUCUUUAUUAAGAAAUGUGAAUGGAAAUAGUAUCAACAUUAAUUCUCUAUUUCCUCCUCCACAGCAGCAGCAACUACAACAACAAUCAUUACCUUCAAUCUCUGCUACAAAAAUAGCUCCUACUAAUUCUAAUACAUCUUCCAAUCAAUUAUUUACUGCGUCCUCCUAUAUAAAUCCAACAACAGUUGACGACAUUAAUGCUUUUUCAACUGACAAGGUACUAAAUAGACAUGUUCCGAACAACAAUAACCCAAUUAACGUUGGUGAUUGGAGUAACGUUGAUAAUAAAAAUGAAAAAAAUACACACGUUAAUAACUUUGAUCCGGGAACUACUAUGAAGGAAGACGGUAUUGUUGCCAAUAUUCAUAGUGGAGACUAUACGUUUGAUGAAAUAAUGAAUUUACCAUUACCGGAUAAUGCAUAUUAUCAUCAAGUGCUGGUUCCAGUCCCAAUGCAGCGUCAACUAAAGAAAAAAAUAGACCCACAAAUCGUCAUUAAACCAAGUGAUGAUCCUAGAUUCACAGAUAUUUGGGCUAUUAAAGAAAUCGUUGUUGGAUAUCCCAAACUUUUGAAUGAUUCCAACAAAGUGGAAAAAGAUUUGAAGAACGAGCCGGUUGUUGAUGAAACAUCCACAUUAGAAACAAAAGUUAUCACAACAACCAUUCCACAUUCAGGAGAAAUAGAAGAUAAGUUUACUGGCUUAUCCAUUUCAAAUACUAUAGAAUCUCAAGAAGAUCAUAAAGUAACAAAUAAAACUAAGAAAACCAAAAAAUGUGAAAGAAGUGACAAAAAUGAAAAGGGUGUUUCUGUUUCACAAGACGAGCAAAAGAUUAAUGUUGAUAAGAAAGAUCUGACUUUAGAAGAAAAACGUAAAAUUAAGGCUGAGUUAAUGGCAAAACAAUUAAUUGAGGAAGAAGAAGCAAGAGUCAAACAACAAGAAAUAAAGUCAAGUAAAAAAUCUAAGAAACAAAAAGAGAAAAAAUCAAAGACUAAAAAAAAUGGAUCUGAAUCUGCAAGUCAUGUUGGCCAGAAGGAAGAAUCCAAUAAGACAGCUGAAGAAGCUAAUCAAUUAAUUCCGGAUGAAGCAAGUUCUUCUCAACAACCUAUCUCUAAGCCAGCACCUUGGGCUAAUAAGGGAAGAAGUAAGAAUAAAGGUAUAUCUUUAACGUCGUUUUUUGAAUUACAAAGAAACGAAGAAAUUAAACAACAAAAGAUCGAAGAACAAAAGAAGUUAGAAGCUAUGAGAUUAAGUGCACAGAUCUUGAAAGAGGAACAAGAAAAAGAGAGAAAUAAGGCUAUGUUAACAUGGGCGAAUACUAAUACUAGUACCAAUAUUAUCGCUACAGUAGAUAUUAAGGGAGAGUUGUUGAAGGACCAAGAACAAAAGAAAAAAGCCAAGAAAGAAUCAUUACAGCAAAAUCAAUUAAAGUCAUUUGGUAAUAUCCCUAAUGAUCCAGCAUUUAUUGAGGAACAACAGAGAAUUUGGGAGCAACUACGAAAAGCUUCAAAGACUCAAAAAGCAAACAAUUCUUCCAUAAAUCAAACAAUUACAACACCUACCACUGCUGUUUCUAAUACAAAUGCAUGGACAAAGGUUACUUCUAAGACUAAAAAGACAACCGUACCUGCAUCUAAUGUCUCUGUUAAACCACAACCUGUAAAUAAGCCAACUAAACAAAUUGGAUCGUCUACAAGUAUUCCUGCAUUAAAAAACAAGUUUGUUUCCAAUAUCGGUACCAUUUCUCCUGCUACAGUUACUACUAGAACUGCUACUCCAAUGUAUCCAGGAAAUUCAUCCAUAUCUAAGAGACAAGAAUUUUUGAAGUGGUGUAGGUCUCAGUUGAAAUUAAAUCCAGGUAUUUCAAGUAACAGCGUUUUAGAGGUCCUUUUAAGUUUACCAGCUGGUGCCGAAUCUAAUGAAAUUAUCGCUGAUACUAUAUAUUCUAAUAGUGCUGUCAUGGACGGGCGUAGAUUCGCUGUUGAAUUUAAUAAGAAACGUAUUGAAUGUGAAAAACAGGUUACCGAUCCAUUAUCAUGGAGUGAGGCUUUAGCUUUACCUGAAGGUAAUGAUGACGACUGGGAAUUCCAAGUAGUCAGUAAAAAGAAGAAAGGUAAAAGACAUUGA